AUUUCCGUUUCGUGUCGCCGUGGCGGGAGAUUCAGUGUGAUCCGGUUUAUGUUUUUAUAGCUAUAUAUAUAUAUAUAUAUCUAUUUUAAGAAUUUAGUUUACAUUCUUACUAAGCUUUAGUGAUUUUAAGAAUUAAAAAUACUACUAAUGAUGGAAGCAAAAGAAAACGGUGCUCUUCACGCGAGCGCAGAUGAAAAGAACACGAACAGCGAGGUGCACGUGAAACAAAAUGGCCACCGUGCAGAAGCCGAGGCGAGAUUCCGCUUCACCCCGGAGCCGAGUCUGGAGGACAUCCGGCAGAUGCAGGCCGAGUUCACGGACCAGCGCGACUGGAAUCAGUUCCACCAGCCGCGCAACCUGCUGCUCGCUCUGGUCGGGGAGGUGGGCGAGGUGUCCGAGCUGUUCCAGUGGCGCGGAGAAGUGGCGGAAGGGUUACCGGGCUGGAGCGAGGCCGAGCGCGAACACUUGGCCCAGGAGCUCAGCGACGUGCUCAUCUACCUGGUGGAGCUCGCCGAGAAGUGCUGCGUGGACCUGCCGCAAGCCGUGCUGCGCAAGAUGGCCCUCAACCGGCUCAAAUACCCGGCCAGCAAGGUGCACGGCUCGGCCAAGAAGUACACCGAGUAUCAGGACUGAAGCCACGGUGCACAGGUGACCAAACCCUGGUCCCAGAGAGAUCACCAGAGACUCCAGAGAGAUCACCAGGAUCUCCAACCAGGAUCUGUUGAUCUGAAUUAGAAAACAGAAAUACAGCAGUGUUUUUGAUCACUGAGCAGUACAUGACUCUCAGUGGUUCUUUGAGUGGCUCACUUUCUCCAGAAAUGAUACAAUUUUGUCAUCCAGCACCCAAGACAAGUACUGAACCUUCCUGAUCUACAUCCAGGACCAGUACUGAACCUUCCCGAUCUCCAUCUCUACAUCCCGGACCAGUACUGAACCUUCCUGAUCUCCAUCUCUACAUCCCGGACUAGUACUGAACCUUCCUGAUCUCUAUCUCUACAUCCCGGACUAGUACUGAACCUUCCUGAUCUACAUCCCGGACCAGUACUGAACCUUCCUGAUCUCCAUCUCUACAUCCCGGACUAGUACUGAACCUUCCUGAUCUCUAUCUCUACAUCCCGGACUAGUACUGAACCUUCCUGAUCUACAUCCAGGACCAGUACUGAACCUUCCUGAUCUCCAUCUCUACAUCCCGGACCAGUACUGAACCUUCCUGAUCUCCAUCUCUACAUCCCGGACCAGUACUGAACCUUCCUGAUCUCCAUCUCUACAUCCCGGACUAGUACUGAACCUUCCUGAUCUACAUCCCGGACCAGUACUGAACCUUCCUGAUCUCCAUCUCUACAUCCCGGACCAGUACUGAACCUUCCUGAUCUCCAUCUCUACAUCCCGGACCAGUACUGAACCUUCCUGAUCUACAUCCAGGACCAGUACUGAACCUUCCUGAUCUCCAUCUCUACAUCCAGGACCAGUACUGAACCUUCCUAUUCUCCAUCAACGAUCAAGAGAACCUUCUCUCCAGACUUGAUUGGAUUGACAGAACGUGCACUGAGCAAAUGCUUAGUGACUCCUGACACUAUUAGAUCAGAUUUAAUAUUACUAUUUAGAUCGGAUCGAUUGAUUAAAUAGGUCAGAUUUAAUCAGUUAAAAAAAAAGAUGGCUGAUUUUUGGGGUCUAAGUCCAGACUGCACUGGGUCACAUGAUCUGAUUUGGUUACUCGGUCAGUUCUGUAAGGACAAUUGUUAAUUUUUUUCCCCCAGAAACUUGUCAUUCUGUUGUUGUUAAUCGUUAAUGCUCUUAUUUUACGUUUAUUUACAUUUUAUUCUGUAAAAGGAGUGUGUAUGGUUUUUAUUACCACCAAAACUGCUCAGACAUAAUGUUCUCUCUGUGUGUGUGUGUGUGUGUGUGUGUGUGUGUGUGUGUGUAUAUAUUUUUUAAAUUUAAAGUGACAUUGUGUUCUGCUCAUAAACACACGCGUGUUAAGGUCUUCUGGAGUAAAUGCAGUGUAUUGUA
This is a messenger RNA of Ictalurus furcatus (blue catfish), 2010 nucleotides long. RefSeq names its product dCTP pyrophosphatase 1 (gene dctpp1). The transcript has a single exon. The record is from RefSeq and is a predicted model, not a curated record. Bases 148 to 633 code for a protein of 161 amino acids. Lineage: Eukaryota; Metazoa; Chordata; Actinopteri; Siluriformes; Ictaluridae. Gene Ontology annotation, molecular function: nucleoside triphosphate diphosphatase activity. Gene Ontology annotation, biological process: nucleoside triphosphate catabolic process.